AUGACUUCCGCUCCAAACCCCAGGAAGUCGGCCGCCGAAGCGGUUGAUACCUACAUGAAGCAACUCGACCGCUUGAAACUCUUGGAGCUCACCGCCCGAAAGCAACGUGAGCUUCUCAUGGAGAGAAAGCUGGAGGUUAUCGGUCCCUUGCCGCCUACCACCUUGGCCGGACACAUCUUCGAAGCGCUCAAGCACCGAUUCGACGAGCACGUCGAGCUGGAGGACAAGCAGCUCGUUGAGCUCGCAGAAAAGCUCGCCUUCGUCGUCCGUCGCAAUCGCAAGGCCACCCGCGUCAGUCCGGACGGAGAAGACAAGUGGUACUUGCCCGUGUCCGCAGUCAAGUACACAGGCAACCUCUUGGAUCCCCUCGAAUCCCCGCUCAUCACGGCGCUCUUCUUGGCGAAGUACGAUUCCGAGGAGAAGGUGUAUGAGCACAAGUUCGUCUUGCUCUAUGAGGAUGAACUGGUCUUCGACGUGGCUAUCUCCGAUCAGGACAAGUCUGGCUUGCUGUGCCGGGAGCGACUUUUCAAGGCACUCGUCGAAUCUGCGGACAUGAUGGCCUUGGAUCAUCUCCCCGGGAUCAAGGAGGAAUCUGAGUGA
Westerdykella ornata is the source of this 600-nucleotide messenger RNA. RefSeq lists its product as uncharacterized. The coding region runs from base 1 to 600 and encodes 199 amino acids. The transcript is spliced from 2 exons. Lineage: Eukaryota; Fungi; Ascomycota; Dothideomycetes; Pleosporales; Sporormiaceae. The record is from RefSeq and is a predicted model, not a curated record.